GUGGCUGGGUGCUGCUCACCCCAGGGUACCCGGAGCCGCGGAGCGGGUGGGUGGGGUCGGAGCGAAAGUUGCGAACACGCGAGCUGGCGGCCGGUGUCAUGGAGCCGGUCCCUGCUCCGUCCCCCGGGCCUUCCCGCUCCUUCAAGGAGGAGCUGCUCUGCGCCGUCUGCUACGAUCCCUUCCGCGAUGCCGUGACCCUCCGCUGCGGCCACAACUUCUGUCGCGGGUGCGUGACCCGUUGCUGGGAGGUACAGGUGGCGCCCACUUGCCCAGUGUGCAAGGACCGCGCGGCCCCCGCCGACCUACGCACCAACCACACCCUCAACAACCUGGUGGAGAAGCUGCUACGCGAGGAGGCGGAGGGCGCGCGCUGGACUGGCCACCGCUCCCCGCGCCUCUGCCGCCUGCAUCGCGGCCCGUUCAACCUCUUCUGCCUCGAUGACAAGGAGCUGCUGUGCUGCUCGUGCCAGGCAGACCCCCGGCACCAGGGGCACCGCGUGCAGCCAGUGAAGGACACUGCCCACGACUUUCGGGCCAAGUGCAGGAACAUGGAGCACGCGCUGAGGGAGAAAGCCAAGGCCUUCUGGGCCAUGCGGCGCUCCUACGAGGCCAUUGCCAAGCACAAUCAGGUGGAGGCUGCCUGGCUGGAAGGGCGAAUCCGCCAGGAGUUUGAUAAGCUUCGUGAGUUCCUGAGAGUGGAGGAGCAGGCCAUCCUGGAUGCCAUGGCCGAGGAGACGAGGCAGAAGCAGCUUCUGGCUGAGGAGAAGAUGAAGCAGCUCGCGGAAGACACAGAGGCUCUGGCCCAUGAAAUCGAACGGCUUCAGAUGGAGAUGAAGGAGGACGAUGUUUCUUUUCUCAUGAAACACAAGAGCCGAAAACGCCGCCUCUUCUGCACCAUGGAACCAGAGCCCGUCCAGCCCGGCAUGCUCAUCGAUGUCUGCAAGUACCUGGACUCCCUGCAGUACCGCGUCUGGAGGAAGAUGGUCAUGUCUGUUGAAUCUGUGCCCUUCAGCUUUGACCCCAACACUGCAGCUGGCUGGCUCUCCGUGUCCGAAGACCUCACCAGUGUCACCAACCAUGGCUAUCGCGUGCAGGUCGAGAACCCUGAGCGCUUCUCCUCAGCGCCCUGCCUGCUGGGCUCACGUACCUUCUCCCACGGCUCCCAUGCCUGGGAAGUGGACCUGGGGGCGCUGCCCAGCUGGCGGGUGGGGGUGGUGCGCAUGCGCCAGGACACCGGCGUGGAGGGCCACUCACACAGCUGCUACCACGACACCCGCUCAGGCUUCUGGUACGUGUGCCGCACGCAGGGGGUGGAGGGUGACCACUGCGUGACCUCGGAUCCAGCCACGUCGCCCCUGGUCCCCGCCAUCCCUCGCCGCCUGCGUGUGGAGCUGGAGUGCGAAGAGGGCGAGCUGUCCUUCUACGAUGCCGAGCGGCACUGCCACCUCUACACUUUCCACGCCCGCUUUGGGGAGGUGCGGCCUUACUUCUACCUAGGGGGCACGCGAGGGGACGGGCCCCCCGAGCCCCUGCGCAUCUGCCCCCUGCGCAUCACGGUCAAGGAGGAGCUGGAUGGCUGAGGCUGGCCCCGGAGGCUUGCGCCAUGAUCCUGCUGCUUUUCCGCCCCUCUUCCUGGAGCCCACACUCGGCUGGGCUCCUCUACCACCUGCUUUCUUGACAGGAUCUUGCAACUGACCUAUUUGGUCCUUCUCCAUGGCUCCAGGUUCCAAUCCUCCCCCUUCAUUUUUGGUUCCUUCUCCAAUCACAGUAGACAGCCCUUCAGGAGGCAGCCAGUGGCCAGGCUCUUACCAGAGUCGUGGCAUAUUCUGAAUUGUGAAUUUUCUGAAUCCUAAUUCCAGGAUUUCUGGCGAUGAUGUUUGCCUCUAAAAUAGACCUGUUUUAAAACAUAGCUUUUAGUAUUAUCCAGGUAUGGUGAGGCCAACAGACCACGAGACAACUGCCAUU
This is a messenger RNA of Pteropus alecto (black flying fox), 1965 nucleotides long. RefSeq names its product tripartite motif containing 35 (gene TRIM35). Gene Ontology annotation, biological process: innate immune response; positive regulation of apoptotic process. Lineage: Eukaryota; Metazoa; Chordata; Mammalia; Chiroptera; Pteropodidae. The transcript has 6 exons. Gene Ontology annotation, molecular function: zinc ion binding; protein binding. The coding region runs from base 99 to 1580 and encodes 493 amino acids. The record is from RefSeq and is a predicted model, not a curated record.